Molecule: messenger RNA, 1636 nt
Organism: Vitrella brassicaformis
Lineage: Eukaryota; Vitrellaceae
Source: the annotation of a GenBank genome assembly
GUAGCUCGCACGAGAGGCAGGAGGGGAAAGGGCUGCCAAGAUGGUGAGAGGCAGAUCAGACACGUGGGGAUGCAUGGGCGUGGCCGCAUCUCUCACUUUCUUUUGUCUGUGUGUUGAUCGUGGUUGUGUUGUGUGUGGCUUCGGGUCUACGCAGGCGAAGGCCAAGAAGACGCGCAAGUUCGCUGCCGUCAAGCGGAUGAUCAAUCCCAAGGACGACAGAAUGUAUGAGCACGGCACAGACACAGAGAUGCGUGUGAUUCUCUCCCUCUCUCUGUGUGUGGUGUGUGUGUGUCAGCAAGAAGAACCAGGAGAAAGCGAAGGAGCAGCUGACGCAGCAGAAGAAGGGCAACAACGAUGUCAAGGACAUGUGCGCGUUGACAGACACUCUCAGCACACCUUUACACACACGUGCAUCAUACGAUGUGUGUCCGUUGUGUGUCGUUCGUUUGCAGCCCUUUGGCGUCAUCCAGCCUGUUCUUCAACUACAACACGGCGCUUGGUGCGGACACACAGCCACCACACACACACACACACCACACGUGGACGAGUCAGCGCACCUCUGGCGUGGUGUAUGCGUGUGCGUGUGUGUAGGUCCGCCGUACCAGGUGUUGGUGGACACCAACUUCAUCAACUUCAGCAUACAGGUGAGGUGCGGUGCACAGACAGACAGACAGAUGGACGACGGUGUGGAUGUGGGCUGCGUGCGUGCGUGUGUGCAGCACAAGAUGGACAUCAUCAAGGGAAUGGUCGACUGCCUCUACGGCAAAUGUAUGUGGGUACCCACACACACUCAGAGAGAGAGAGAUGGACACACACAUGAAGCGUGUGUGUUGUCCAUUGAUGGGUGCAGGCAUCCCCUGCGUCACCGACUGCGUCAUCGGCGAGCUUGAGAAGAUGGGCCACCGAUACAGGCUGGCACUCAGGCUGGCAAAGGUAUACAUACGCACACCAUACACACAACGGCCCCAAGGUUCUAUGUGUGUGUUUUCACAGGAUGUGCGCUUCAAGCGCCUGACCUGCACGCACAAGGGCACUUAUGCGGACGACUGCAUCGUCCAGAGGUGCACUGAGGUGAGCAAGGGAGGGAGGGGGGGAGGGAGGGAGGAAGGGAAAUGGGCAAACACACGAGGGCGUGUAUGUGUGUGUGUGUGCGUGUCGCUGCGCUGCGUGCAGCACAAGUGCUACAUUGUGGCGACCAACGAUCGGGAUCUCAAGAGAAGGAUACGCAAGAUACCUGGUACGGUAGGCAGGAACACAUCUAUGUGUGGGUGUUAGUAUGGCGUGUGUGUGUGUGGUGGUGUGCACCGCAGGUGUGCCCCUAAUGUAUGUGACGAACCACAAGUAUGCCAUCGAGAGGAUGCCCGACGCAAUCACAGGUACACACACACACACACUCACGAACAACACAUCUGUGUGUGUGUGUGUGUGUGUGUCAGCUGUGCCGGCCUCGAAGGUGGUCCCCGCGCUCAAGCCCAAGAAGAAGGGCAGAAAGUGAUCCUUCCUUUAUCAGAUUGAUCAAUGCUGUGCAUCCAUCAGCUGUGUAUAGGAUAGCCAGACGGACAGACAGUGACGUCAGAUUUGUCAUGCAAUAGACACACAUGCGUCUCUCAUCUUCAGAACACAUUAAUGUGCUCUC